Molecule: messenger RNA, 5444 nt
Organism: Odontomachus brunneus
Lineage: Eukaryota; Metazoa; Arthropoda; Insecta; Hymenoptera; Formicidae
Gene: nompA
Exons: 20
Coding region: 288-4535 (1415 amino acids)
Source: RefSeq, a predicted model, not a curated record
UUGAUUACGGGUGCCAGUCGCGCCGCACGCGUCAUUUUGCACGCGUGCACAUACACACCUCCUUCGCGCCUCUUUUCACACGACCACGAGGAACGUGAACCAUCAUCGGCGCCAUAUAUCAAGAUCACCAUCAGAAGACUCGGCUUUGCGCUUUUCUUCGCUUUUCCCCUCGAGCACAUCGGGGAGUGGAAGAUCCGCGACGGACUCAGCCGCAGCUGCUCCUGUGGUCUUCAGUAACGCUGAUUGGCAUGUACGCGACAUAGCAAUCUCUACACUCAAAUAUCGCGAUGCACAAGACUCACGGAUUAAUUAAUAUGCUGCCAGCCGUUUGGGCAUUCGCCAUCUUAAAUCUGUUGGCCAACGUUUCAGCACAAACGACCUGCAACGGCGGUUUGGGUAGAGUUGUUUACGAGAGACUUCCGAACCAAAAUCUGCAAGGUUUCGACGAUGAUGCGGUGCGAGACUCGGCGUCUCCGUUUAGGGUUCUGGAAAAGUGUCAAGAGCUCUGUCUGCGCGACAGAACGGCGACGAACAACCUGGUCCGCCCGUGCACGAGCUUUGACUUCCACCCCGGUAGCAGAAUUGCGUCCUUCAGCGGCGCCGCCGAGUAUGAGGAGAGUACUUGCUAUUUAACGAGGGAACAGGCGCAGCCGGAGGGCGUCGGAAAUAUCAUACUCGUACCGAAUAGCGUGCACUUCACUGAAGUGUGCCUAGCGUCUGACAGAAUAGAGAGGGAAUGUCCGAACCGCCGAUACGUGUUCGAGAGGCACGCGAGGAAGAAACUAAAGCUACCUCUGACGGACAUCAAGGAAGUCAGCGCCGCUAAUAGAACUGAUUGCGAGGACAGAUGCCUGAACGAGUUCAGUUUCGUUUGUCGAUCGGCGACGUACGACACCGCCUUGAGAAGCUGUUCCCUCAGUCGUUUUACCAGGAGGACUCACCCCGAGCUGCUGGAGGACGAUCCGAAUUCCGACUAUCUGGAGAAUACCUGUCUCAAUGCGGAACGACGAUGCGACGGACUCGCGGUAUUCGUCAAAGAGGAAAACAAGCGUUUACGGGGCCCAUACGAGGUAGACAUAUACACGAAUCUCACGCUGGACGAGUGCCAGGCGUUAUGCCUGAGAGCGGAGAAGUACUUCUGUCGCAGCGUCGAGUUCGACGAGCAGACUCGACAGUGUGUCAUAUCCGAGGAAGAUUCCGUCUCGCAGAAGGAGGACAUUGGGAUCAGCAGCAGCCCCAGUCACCAUUUCUACGAUCUGGUGUGCUUAGAUAAUCAUCCGUCCUUAGCACGUGGCUCGGAAUACCCGGACAGCAGCUCGACGUCCCAUCUGUUUUCCGACGGACGCCGGCCGGACACGGCCUUCCAACGUUAUCGGAAUUCACGUCUGAGCGGUGAGUUCCACUCGGAGAUCACCGGGCGCAGUCUCAGCGAGUGCCUGGACGAGUGCCUCCGGCAGACGAGCUUCCAGUGCCGCAGCGCCGUCUACUCCGAGCACUAUCACAUCUGCCGACUAAGCCGAUUUAAUCAGCGGGAAGGAAACAGGAUCAUCUACGAUGCCGAUUACGAUUACUACGAGAAUCUCAUGCAUCAAUAUCUGGACGGCGAUCGCGAUGGCCCUGGAUACAGACCAGAUCCUUUGGGACAGGACACAAACUUUGAACGACCCUCUCUAGGAAGGCCGGGUUCCAUUUACUCGGAUGAUUACGACAAAUACCCUGGCAACGCAAAACCAGAUCGAUAUCCAGAUCGAUAUCCCGAUCGUGUCCCGGACCGUUAUCCAGAUCGUUACCCUGACCGCCAUCCAGAUCGGUAUCCAGAUCGGUAUCCAGAUCGGUAUCCAGAUCGUUAUCCCGUACCAGCUGAUAAAUAUCCAGAUAACAGAUAUCCAGGACAAUAUCCCUUAGGCGAUUCGGACAAUUAUCCAGACAGAUAUCCUCUUGGCGACCGAUAUCCCGAUAAAUAUCCCGGUGGAGAUCGGUAUCCUACUGGAGAUCGUUAUCCCAGUGGAGACCGUUAUCCCAGUGGAGACCGUUAUCCCAGUGGAGAUCGUUAUCCUAGUAGUGAUCGUUAUCCCAGUGGAGACCGUUAUCCUAGUAGUGAUCGUUAUCCCAGUGGAGACCGUUAUCCUAGUGGAGACCGUUAUCCUUUCUCAGAUCGUUAUCCAGUCGGUGAUCGUUAUCCGAUAUCCGAUCGAUAUCCUCCUCCUAGAGGUGGAGAUCGCACUCCUGCCGGCGGCAGCAGAUAUCCCGAUGCUGGGACCCUGGACAGAUAUCCUACGAAUGUCAGGUAUCCUGUCGUGAUACAUGGUGUCCGAUAUCCGUUAACACCGAGUCGAUAUCCUAUCGACGUCACCGAUCGAUAUCCUAAUAUGAUCGACCGAUAUCCUCACUCUGAUGAUUCGCUGGAUCGAUAUCCGUCGGGAUUAGGUGGCAGCAGGACUCCCGUUGACCGAUAUCCAGCUAGUGAGAGAUAUCCUGACAAGGAUCCUUACGCCAAUCGCAGGUACCCGAUACCAGGACAUGGAUACUCGCACGGAUUUAUCGAUGACGUUCGCGGUCCCCAAAGUCACGGUGGCGACCGACCUCACUACGGAGGACCUUAUGGGCCAGCUCGACCCGUCGGAGGAUAUGGAGGAUACGGGGGUGGCGACGGGGGCGGUAUAGUAGGUGGCGGGUACGUAGGCGAAGGUGGUGUCUACAACACACGUCCGUUCGGAACUGCCGGAGGGCCCAUCAUUGGCAGGCCGCCACUGAUAUCUAGGUGCGAUGAACAAGACAAUUUCAGACAAGUCGGACCUCACACUAGAGUGCGGAAGCCGUUCGUCAGACGAUACACCACCGCUUCCUCGUUGGCCCAGUGCGAGAGGCAAUGUGCGGACGCUAGAGACUUCGUCUGCAGGUCCUUCAAUUACCGGCCGUACGCCGCACCUUACGGGGCCGAGAGGGACAACUGCGAGCUCAGCGACCGGGACUCUAGGGACAUGGACAUGGGCAACCCGGUUUAUUACGACACGGGCUCCGAUUACGACUUCUACGAGAGGAACAACGGUCGCCAAGGCGCGGACGGGGAAUGUCUGGACGUGAGUCAAGUCUGUAGCGAGGACGGAAUGGAGUUCACCCUGAGGACACCGGAGGGAUUCAUCGGGCGAAUUUACACGUACGGGUACUACGAUCGAUGCUUCUUCCGCGGGAAUGGCGGGACCGUGAACGUACUCCGCAUCAGCGGACCUCAGGGAUACCCGGAGUGCGGCACACAGCGAUAUGGCGAUACGAUGACGAAUAUCGUGGUGGUACAAUUCUCGGACUACGUGCAAACUGGGCGAGAUAAACGAUUCAACCUGACGUGCCUAUUUCGAGGCCCUGGCGAAGCUGUCGUCACGUCCGGCUACAUCGGUGCCGGGUAUGCCAGAUCAGGGUCUCCCAUUCCCAUCGAAUACCUCCCAGCGGAGAACACCCUGAGUUCCAGAGUGCGUUUGCUGAUUCUCUAUCAGGGAAGACCCACGACCACCAUCGCAGUUGGCGAUCCCCUCACUUUCCGACUCGAAGCGCAGGAUGGGUACAAUUACGUGACGGAUAUAUUCGCGACCAACGUCAUCGCGAGGGACCCUUACUCCGGCAGAAGCGUGCAACUCAUCGACAGAUACGGCUGUCCGGUAGAUAACUACGUGUUCCCAGGACUAGAUCGUCUCCGUGACGGUGACAGCCUAGAGGCUCGCUUCAACGCUUUCAAAAUACCCGAAUCAAAUUUCCUGGUGUUCGAGGCGAACGUGCGAACGUGCCGCGACGGCUGCCAGCCGGCAUAUUGCUCCGGAGGUACUGGCAGAAGCGAACCUUCCUUCGGCAGACGGCGAAGGGACAUAAAUAAUGACACGGUAGCGGAUGAGGACGAAAUGUCGCCGAUAACCGUGAUGGACGGUGACGCUAACAACGCAACGAUUUUGAACACGACCGGCGUCGUGGACGAUGAGCCGGAGGACGAGGAGGAGGAAGAGCACGUCAGGGAAAUGAUCGAGGUUCUCGACUCGCGGAUGGACAUCGAGGAAGAGAGCGUGGUUGAAAAACAAACUAAGGUUUUGGAGAGUAUUUGUAUUACUCAGAACGAAUAUUACGGAUUGGUCACGGCAGUUGGAAUUCUCGUCGUUCUCUUAGCCUCUGUCGUUCUCCUCUCCAUGCUCGUUUACAGAAAAUACGUUUAUUCCGUGAUUAUGAAAAAUCGUAGACUCGAUAAGACUUGCAACCGUAGCAGCCACUCCGACGAGCCCUACAGCAGUCGAAUCAACAACUUCUCAUUCAUGAGGGCAGGUCUUCAGAAACCAUUUCAGGCCUCAUCGAUCUCGAGAUCAAUGAGCAACGCGAUCAGCCAACGUCUCGCUUCAUCAUCCACCGCUCUAGAGGGUGCAGUGGGAUUAUCAGUCAGUCGACGCAACGACUUCGACCCGAGCGAGCCGAUUUACACCGAUCCUUCGCUCUUCGAGGUAACCCGCUGCACGAACGCUGCGAAGCCGACCCUCAACGACAACUUUCAUCUUAUGUAAGACGAAGACGCUAGAUGAUUAAUCUUCAAAUUUGCAUACUUGCGAGCGAUUUGCAUUCUUUUUAUUUAUUUUAAUCAACGCGCAUAUGACGAACCCACGACAAAUCGGCAUUUACUGCAAACCAUCUUACCACUACUAGUCAAUAAUCCACUGCCAGUACUAUUGCCAAUCACGACUGCUAAGUAUUUUCAAAUGGUUAUUUAAAAUUUCCAAUAAUUUAAGUCUAUCUGUUAUCCCUUUGAAAAUAUAAUUUAAUUUGAAAUCCACGUUUAUAGCUAAACAGUUAAGAUCUUGCUUUCUAAACAUUUUUUCCCGAGGUAUCUUAAACGAAAAUAUAGACUUUUCUUCUCUUAAAUAAUUCCGCGAAAAAUAACUAGAAAAAAAUUCGUAAUAAUAUAGUAAUCUAAGUUUUAAACUAUCAAAGAUUGUAUCUCUCGUUCAAGAUGCAAGGAGGACUAGACUAAUAAUGUGUGGUAUAUCUAAUUCUUAGUUUUUCAUCUAACAUCUCUUACUAAGUCUAUCUUUAAUAUUUCUUUUUCUUUCUCUUUUUUUUUAUUUUCUUUUAAGUUCAUGGAGUAGUAGCGUAUUAUAAAAAAUGCUUGAUAUUACGAUAAUAGACGAGUUCUCUUUUGCAUAUCUUUUUACUUUACUACAAACGAGACGACCGUCUCCGGUGUACAUUGGAGCAUAAACAUCGAAACAUUUUUCCUCCCUUACUACUCCUGAAACUUUCUCAUCUGCGUCCAACAAAAGUCGCGACUUGCGCAACGUUCGCGUCUCGAGCCAGAUAAUAUCGCAUAACGCAAUAGUUAUUACUUAUUACCAAGUAAAAACGAUCAGAAAGUACGUAUUUAUUACGAUUGUAUUCUAAUCGUGCAUUUAUAAGAAGUAAAUCGACAUUACAUACAA